Messenger RNA from Coniophora puteana RWD-64-598 SS2, 1308 nucleotides. RefSeq names its product acid protease. NCBI's taxonomy places the organism in Eukaryota, Fungi, Basidiomycota, Agaricomycetes, Boletales, Coniophoraceae. The coding region runs from base 1 to 1308 and encodes 435 amino acids. Gene Ontology annotation, molecular function: aspartic-type endopeptidase activity. Gene Ontology annotation, biological process: proteolysis. The record is from RefSeq and is a predicted model, not a curated record. The transcript has 5 exons.
AUGACCGUGCCACAGGGCCUGGAGAUCGACAUCUUCAAUGGUGCCACCUUCCCCGUCUAUCUAGGCACGCCACUGCAAGAGGUCAACCUCACCCUCAGCAUGGCCGGCGACCUCUUCGCUGUGAACGCGUACGACUGCGUGCUAUGCUCUGGUGAAGAGUACUUUGAUCCAUCGGCGUCCACCACCUACAAGCAACUAGACGAGGAAUGGCCAAACGGCAUCCCGAGCUUCGACGGGCCUUACGGCAGUGACGAGAUCAGCUUCGGCGGCAUACUGAGCACAACGAACACCGAGUUCGUCACACUCACAACAGGCUUCGACCCCUCCAUCGCCCCGCGCAUCCGAAACGGGCACUUCGGCGUCCUCCUCAGCGCAACCAACACCACCUCCCAAUCGCGCCACAUCUUCUCCCAGCUCCUUGCAUCGGACCAGCUGCUCAACCCCGUCAUCGGGAUGCGGUUCGACCCCGCAGACCCGAAGAUCACGAUCGGCGCGCUCGAUCCGAACGACUACGAGGGCGAGAUCAACUGGGUGCCGAUGGAGACGCCCGACGCGACGUGGGACUAUGCGGGCGUUAUUAGGAUCGACGGGAUGAAGGGGCGGAAUGGGAGCUAUGUGCCGAUGGGGAACGGGAGUACGGGUGUAGCCGCGAAUGGGGGCGAGGGUGUGCUGGCCGGGAUUGACACGCUAUACCGCUCCGUCGCCAUCCCCAACACCUACCCCUACCUCACCGACUCCAACCUCUCCGGCCCGCAAGACACAAUCUCAAUCGACCCCGACUACGGCCUCUUCUCGUACCUCUGCAACGUCACCACGCCCUAUGUCUCCCUCGACGCAACGAUCAACGGCGUCGACUACAUGCUCGACUCUGCGCACAACCUGCUGCGGAAGGACGGUGGGUCGCCGGAGGGGUAUUGCGACGUCGCCAUCGCGAACAGAAGCGACGCGGCGCAGCCGAGCGUCGUGCUGGGGCUGCCUUUUUUGAGGAGCGUGUACACCGCCUACCGCUUCCCCACCCCCGCCUGCCCCACCCCCUACAUCGGCUUCGCAUUCCCCAAAAACGCCAACCGCACCGCGGACCAGAUCGCACAGACACCGAGCUCCACGCCCGCCGACGCCGCACAGUGCCUCGCGCUCGCCGCGCCCACGUCGACACCGGCGCCCGCGAGCAUCGUCACGCAGGCGCAGAAGGCGCUCUCGGGGGACGCGUACGGUGUGUACGGCGACGAGACGGCGCCGCCGCAGCGGUUGAUUGGGGUGGAUGCGUUUCCGGCGAUUGUGUGGAAUUUUACGGAGCUGGGGGGAUGA